Messenger RNA from Venturia canescens, 819 nucleotides. Its product is annotated as peptidyl-prolyl cis-trans isomerase NIMA-interacting 4. Gene Ontology annotation, biological process: rRNA processing. Lineage: Eukaryota; Metazoa; Arthropoda; Insecta; Hymenoptera; Ichneumonidae. Gene Ontology annotation, cellular component: nucleus. Bases 254 to 640 code for a protein of 128 amino acids. The record is from RefSeq and is a predicted model, not a curated record. Gene Ontology annotation, molecular function: peptidyl-prolyl cis-trans isomerase activity; DNA binding. The transcript has 4 exons.
AUCAUUGUCUAAAUAUUCUCGGUUCAUUCAAUCGCUCGGGGUUCGAUCAAAAUAAAUUUUGGAGAACACCUUCCCAUCGGUGCUUUUGGUUUUUGUGCUUUCCUGAAGGGUGCGUUUGUGUUCGGCGCCGGUGUAACGUCGCCGGUUUACGUCGUUUUCGUUCACCGUUUAUUUCCUAACCUCAUUCGUUCCAAUGUUUUUUUACGGUUGUACAUAAAAGUAGAGUCAGUUUUCCAAUAAAAGCAUUAUUAAAAUGCCACCGAAAAAGGCUGCUGGAGCCAAGGCUGGAAAGGCAAAAAGCGGCGGUGAUGAUGAAAAAGCAAAGGGUGAGAAAAAGGGAGGAUCGUCCGUUAAGGUUAGACAUAUAUUGUGUGAAAAGCAGUCGAAAAUUCUUGAAGCAAUGGAAAAGUUGAAAGCUGGCCAAAAAUUUAAUGAAAUUGCAGCGACUUACAGCAAGGAUAAAGCUCGAUCUGGGGGAGAUCUCGGCUGGAUGACUCGAGGUUCGAUGGUUGGACCGUUUCAGGAAGCAGCCUUUGCCCUUCCUAUUUCCAGUCUUGGCAAUCCCAUCUAUACUGAUCCUCCUGUCAAAACGAAGUUUGGUUACCACAUCAUCAUGGUAGAGGGAAGUUACUCCAAGUGAAAACUAUACUCUCUAGGAACAAAAAAUUUCUGCACAAGUAAAAAAUGUGCUGAAAUAUUGAACAAACAAUACAAAUGCAAAGGAAUUGACAAAGUAAAACGAGGGAAGAAGAAGACACAAAGUCUGUAUUUUAUUUCAACGUACAAGUAUAGGUUAAUAAAAUAAUUGUGGCUAAACAA